UUUUCACCCAUGCAAAAUACCCCUUCUUCUUUCUCUAGUUAUCAUCACCAUCCUUUAUCAAAGUUCCAUUCUUUUCAUCAUACUAUUUUGUUGCUGAAAAGAAAACAUCAUCAAUAAAAUAUCUUCUCUUCUAAGCUUUCUUUUUUAUGAAUUAAGGAACAAGAAUAACACAUAUACACAUUGACAUUUUAAGGAACAUAAGAACAUAAACAUAUACAUAUAUAUUUGUUGUGUUUGAAGGAAGAAUCUUAAUUAGUAGCAUUAUAUUAUGGCUACUAGAAGAUAUGCUUUUGGGAGGGUUGAUGAGGCAACACACCCUGAUUCCAUGAGGGCUACCUUAGCUGAAUUUGCAUCCACUUUCAUCUUUGUCUUUGCUGGAGAAGGCACUGGCCUUGCUCUAGAUAGGAUAUACAAGGAUGAAGCAUUCUCAGCUGGAGAACUGUUGUCACUUGCACUUGCACAUGCAUUUGCACUAUUUGCGGCGGUUUCUGCUAGCAUGCAUGUCUCCGGUGGUCAUGUCAACCCGGCGGUGACCUUCGGAGCUCUCAUCGGCGGCAGAAUCUCCGUCGUCCGUGCCAUCUAUUACUGGGUUGCUCAACUUCUAGGUUCUAUAGUGGCUUCCCUCUUGUUGAGGCUUGUCACCAACAACAUGAGACCAGGAGGGUUCCAUGUGACAUCAGGGCUUGGAGCAGGACAUGGGCUUAUACUUGAGAUAGUGAUGACAUUUGGGCUUAUGUACAUAGUAUAUGCCACUGCUAUUGAUCCCAAAAGGGGUUCUAUUGGAGCCAUUGCACCUUUGGCAAUUGGGCUCAUUGUUGGAGCAAACAUCCUUGUUGGAGGCCCAUUUGAUGGGGCCUGCAUGAACCCAGCGCUUGCUUUUGGGCCUUCCUUGGUGGGCUGGAGAUGGCACUACCACUGGAUCUAUUGGGUUGGCCCACUCAUUGGAGCAGCCAUUGCAGCAAUCAUGUAUGAGUACAUUAUCAUCCCAGUUGAGCCUCCUCAUACUCAUCAACCGUUGGCUCCUGAAGAUUACUAGCUACCUCUACCUCUGCCCUAAUAAUAAUGUAUCGGAAUAUUUUAAUUUUAAUGUAUGCUUUGUGUUUUUUUUUUUUUGGUUAAUUUUGUAGUGGGGUUUCUCUUUGUGUCUUGUGUAUGCAUUUUACU
This is a messenger RNA of Arachis duranensis, 1164 nucleotides long. RefSeq names its product probable aquaporin TIP-type alpha. Gene Ontology annotation, molecular function: water channel activity. Lineage: Eukaryota; Viridiplantae; Streptophyta; Magnoliopsida; Fabales; Fabaceae. Gene Ontology annotation, cellular component: membrane. The transcript is spliced from 3 exons. The coding region runs from base 269 to 1036 and encodes 255 amino acids. Gene Ontology annotation, biological process: water transport; transmembrane transport. The record is from RefSeq and is a predicted model, not a curated record.